Penicillium cinerascens is the source of this 1527-nucleotide messenger RNA. Its product is annotated as dual-specificity mitogen-activated protein kinase kinase. Gene Ontology annotation, molecular function: protein kinase activity; ATP binding. The coding region runs from base 1 to 1527 and encodes 508 amino acids. The transcript has 4 exons. Gene Ontology annotation, biological process: protein phosphorylation. The record is from RefSeq and is a predicted model, not a curated record. Lineage: Eukaryota; Fungi; Ascomycota; Eurotiomycetes; Eurotiales; Aspergillaceae.
AUGUCCUCCGUACCGCUUCUUCGACCCCCGGUCCCGGGCAAUCGCAGCAACACCGGUAGCCCUCGAGCUCCGAAGCUCACCCUGGGAAUACCUCCCUCUCCCAACGCCAAGCCCGUCAAUGGCAAUGGUGCGACUGCCGAUGCCUCGCAGUCGCAGUUACAGUCGCAGCUUCCGACACAACCACAACCACAACCACAACCACAACCCCUACCUCUCCAGUCCACCCGUCCCGCCCCGCCUCGCCUGCAGCUGGCGACUCCCAUGGGCAGCAGUCAAAAUGUCCCGCAGGAGACAACGGUCAAACCCGCUGGUCGCCCGUCGUUAGGAUUGGCCACGAACGGACUCGGGGUGAAUGGGCAGACCGGCUCCCAUGGUAAAGGCAGUGAUCCGGCCUCCGCGAACUCCCAAUACUCGGCUCUUAACUUCGCCAUAUCCCUCCGCCAGUCUGGAAGUGGCAAUUCAGACCCCUCAUCAGCCAUCGGCUCCGUGUACUCGGACCGCGACGGUGGUUCGCAAUUGGAGGGGGAGAACGGCGUAAACGGAUUACUCCCCGAUCUCGAUAAACUAAGCCUGGAGAAGGGCCGACCCCUCGAUGUGGAAGAUUUGGACGACGAGGGUUGGCACGCGGCUAGCGAGCAAAAGAAGAUUGAAGAGUUGGGGAGUCUGGGUGAGGGUGCUGGCGGUGCUGUCACCCGAUGCAAACUCAAGGAUGGCAAGACUGUGUUUGCGUUGAAGAUUAUCACUACAGACCCCAAUCCCGACGUCAAGAAGCAGAUUGUUCGUGAGCUCAACUUUAACAAAGACUGUGCAUCAGACCACAUCUGUCGCUACUACGGCGCCUUCAUGGACAAGUCAACGGGCACCAUUUCUAUCGCCAUGGAAUUCUGCGAAGGUGGAAGUCUCGACAGUAUCUACAGGGAAGUCAAGAAGCUUGGUGGUCGGACUGGAGAAAAGGUCCUCGGAAAGGUUGCUGAAGGUGUGCUGAACGGCCUUACCUACUUGCACAGCCGCAAGAUCAUACACCGAGAUAUUAAACCUUCCAACAUCCUCCUUUGCCGUGAUGGCCAAGUCAAGCUCUGCGAUUUCGGCGUUAGUGGCGAGUUCGGCACCAAGGGCGAUGCGAAUACCUUCAUCGGAACAUCCUACUACAUGGCCCCGGAACGGAUUACGGGUCAAUCGUAUACCAUCACCUCCGACGUUUGGUCCCUAGGCGUGACAUUGCUGGAAGUCGCUCAGCACCGAUUCCCCUUCCCCGCCGACGGAACCGAGAUGCAACCCCGCGCGGGGUUAAUAGACCUCCUCACCUAUAUCGUUCGCCAGCCCAUUCCCAAAUUGAAGGAUGAGCCGGAGAGCGGCAUUCGCUGGUCAGAUAACUUCAAGUACUUCAUUGAGUGCUGUCUUGAAAAGGAACCUCCUCGAAGAGCGACUCCUUGGCGGAUGCAGGAACAUCCCUGGAUGCAGGACAUGAAGAAUAAGAAGGUCAACAUGGCGAACUUUGUGAAGCAGGUGUGGGGAUGGGAAGAGUAA